AUGAGCUGCUUGGAUGUGAUGUACCAGGUGCUCGGAGCGCAGCCGUACUUCACCUCCUACACCACCUACCACCACCACCAACAACAGCAGCAGCUGGCCUUGGACUGGAAAAUGCAAGACCCUCAGGACGCCGGCAGCGGCAGCCGCCUGGGCCCCCCCGGCUCCCCCACCAUCAAGGAGGAGGACAAGGAACUGCCCCCGGGGGCCGAGUACCUGAACGCCCGCUGCGUCCUCUUCACGUACUUCCACGGAGACAUCAGCGCCGUCAUCGACCAACACUUCAGCCGCGCCCUCAGCCACGCCUCCUCCUCCUCCUCCUCGUCGUACCCACCCAGCAGCCACAAGACCCCCAAAGACGGAUCCUUCCCGAUGAGCCAAAGAAAUUUCCCGGCAUCUUUCUGGAACAGUUCCUACCCAUCUCCUGUCCCGUCGUCGCUGGCGAGCGCUCUGUCGCCCCCCCACUCAGAACUGGCCUUCGCCGCGGGGGACCCGUACGCGCCGCCGCCCCUCCACGGCCACCUGCAUCAGCCCGGCCCAGACGCCUGGCACCCGUCCCACCCGCACCGCCGCCAUCACCACCACCACCCCUACUCGCUAGGGGGCAGCGUGGGUGCGCAGGGUUCGACGUACCCACGGCCCGCGGUGCACGAGGUGUACGGCGCGGCGUUCGAUCCCCGAUACGGCUCGGUGCUGGUCCCGUCCGUCAGGCCUCACCACUGCCUGGCGUCGUCCGGCGGCUCGGCGUGCGACCUGGGCGGGAAAGGCGAGUCGGCGGCGGCCUGGAGCGGGAGUUUCUCCGGAGUCGGAGAGAUUGGACUAAACAUGGAUGCAGGUCUGCAGACGCAGGACAAGAGCAAGGACUUGUACUGGUUCUAG
This is a messenger RNA of Phycodurus eques (leafy seadragon), 876 nucleotides long. It is a transcript of the gene vgll2a, whose product is annotated as vestigial-like family member 2a. The transcript is spliced from 4 exons. Bases 1 to 876 code for a protein of 291 amino acids. Lineage: Eukaryota; Metazoa; Chordata; Actinopteri; Syngnathiformes; Syngnathidae. Gene Ontology annotation, cellular component: nucleus. The record is from RefSeq and is a predicted model, not a curated record. Gene Ontology annotation, biological process: regulation of transcription by RNA polymerase II.